This is a messenger RNA of Phyllotreta striolata, 773 nucleotides long. NCBI's taxonomy places the organism in Eukaryota, Metazoa, Arthropoda, Insecta, Coleoptera, Chrysomelidae. The record is from the annotation of a GenBank genome assembly.
GAAAAUCGUUAGAUUUGAUUUUGAUAAAAGUAUGGUUAAGAUUAGAUUUUUAUUAAACUUUGGACUUUUUAAUCUUACUUUCAUAUACUUCAUACAUUCCUUUCUUUGUACAUUUACGCCUAUAGAAUCAACAAUGCCUGUGAAGUUAAAUCUAAUUGCUGCGGCAUGCGAGAACAUGGGUAUAGGAAAAAACAACAACUUGCCAUGGAAACUAAAGUCUGAAAUGGACUAUUUUACUAAAAUGACCAGUAAAACGAGCGAUCCCAAUAAGAAAAACGUAGUUAUAAUGGGUAGAAGAACAUGGGAGUCUAUACCUAAAAAAUACAAGCCAUUAGCGGAUCGUAUAAAUUUCGUGUUAUCUCGAUCGGAUUUAGAUUUAAACGACUAUACUAAUACAUUUCAUUUUAAUAGUCUAGAGUCGUGCAUUGAGAAAUUGGAAGUCGAUUCUUUUAAGAAUGUUUAUGAAACCGUUUGGAUUAUUGGUGGCAGUCAUUUAUACGAGGAGGCCAUGAGAUCAAAUAAUUUUUACAGACUGUAUUUAACACGCAUUUUAAAAACUUUCGAUUGUGAUACAUUUUUCCCACCCUUACCAGCACAUCUUAAAAAAGUCAGCGAUCCUGAAGUACCUGAUGACAUUCAAUCUGAAAAAGGAAUAAACUUUACAUACAAUAUCUACGAAAAGACUGUUUGAAGAUAAUUCCAUAACAGCAAGCAUUUACUAUAUUUGUAUGUUAUAUCGAUAAAAAGAAAUAAAAAUGAACUCUCUUAGACAA